Messenger RNA from Chenopodium quinoa (quinoa), 495 nucleotides. RefSeq names its product S-protein homolog 74-like. Lineage: Eukaryota; Viridiplantae; Streptophyta; Magnoliopsida; Caryophyllales; Amaranthaceae. The record is from RefSeq and is a predicted model, not a curated record. The coding region runs from base 1 to 495 and encodes 164 amino acids. The transcript has a single exon.
AUGAAAGCACAUGGAUUUCUAGUACAUUUUGUGCUCUUAAUUCUUGCAAUUAUCAUUAUCUCAAUUCAACCCAAAAUAUAUGUCAAUGCAAAAGCCUUUGCAAAAUAUGUAGAAUACCAUGUAGCCGUAAUAAAUAAUUUGUCUAAUGAUACCCUUGAUGUGCAUUGUAAAGGGGAUGAUGGAGAAUUUACAGAUUUGAAGCUUCAACAUGUGCAAGUAAAUGCCAAUUUCACAUUCGAUUUGCGCACUGCCUUCACGUACACCGUAAGUUAUGAGUGUGUCAUUGAUUGGGUUGAAGGUGGUGAAAUCAAAUUUGAGUCGUUUAGGGAUACUUCUAAGUUCCUUGAUGAUGGUUGUGGUGGGCUACAUUGUUUUUGGAAGGCGACUAAUUUCGGGCUAUAUUUGUUUCAAAUUCAAAAACAAACGUACGUGUUUAAGUUUGGGUGGCCUGGUAAGGGACGGAAGAUUUUUGCAUUAGAUGAAAGUAAAAUUUAA